Molecule: messenger RNA, 1878 nt
Organism: Uranotaenia lowii
Lineage: Eukaryota; Metazoa; Arthropoda; Insecta; Diptera; Culicidae
Exons: 1
Coding region: 1-1878 (625 amino acids)
Biological process (GO): DNA integration
Molecular function (GO): nucleic acid binding
Source: RefSeq, a predicted model, not a curated record
AUGUAUUUGAGUGGAAAUGGGUCCCAAGUAAACUCAACGUCGCUGACGAAGCCACCAAGUGGACAACUGGCUGGACCCGACCUAUCGUCGACGAGUAGGUGGUUCAACGGCCCAUCGUUUCUGUACGAGCCGGAAGAUCGCUGGCCAACCCAGCAAGCGGAGUGCACUGGAACGAAAGAAGAAUUAAGAGCGCAAAAAACAGAUAUCGUGAAUGUUCAUCACACUACAGGUAGCACAUUUAUUUCCAUCGAAUGGGACCGUUUUUCCCAGUGGAAUCGCCUAGUUCACUCGAUCGGAUACGUUUUUCGUUACUUACAUAACCGGCGUUGCCAAGCGAGGAACGUCACUGGUCGACAGGGGUACUUAGAGCAAAUCGAACUGGCCGCAGCGGAAAAACUUGUCUUUCGAAUUAUACAAAAUGAGUUCUACUCCGGAGAAAUCGCCAAGUUAAAACAAACUAAUUUACCGAUUGAGCGUCGACGAUUGAAUCGUUCGAGCCCCCUUGCGAAGCUUUCCCCUUUCAUCGACGAAGACGGGAUUUUGCGUAUGGAAUCAAGAAUUACCGCAGCAGCGUUCGUAUCGUACGACACUAAAAAUCCUAUCAUUCUUCCUAGGGAACACUACGCUACUCAGCUAAUCGUUUUAUGGUAUCACAAGAAAUACCUUCAUUGCAAUACGAACACCGUCGUGAACGAGAUAAGACAGCGAUUCCACGUGUCCAGAUUAAAAACGUUAGUUCGACGUGUUGAAAAAUUAUGUGUGUACUGUCGAGUUCACAAAGCUUCCCCUAACGUGCCUAGAAUGAGUCCUUUGCCUGCCGCCCGCUUGAGGGCCUUCUGCAAACCUUUUUCCUUCGUGGGACUGGACUAUUUUGGACCAAUGCAAGUGAGAGUAGGACGCAGUACGGUGAAAAGGUGGGUGGCAUUAUUCACCUGUUUGACCAUCCGAGCUGUCCACCUGGAGGUCGUCCAUUCACUUACCACAACGUCAUGCAAGAUGGCUAUGAGGCGAUUCAUUGGCCGUCGAGGUUCACCAGUCGAAGUCUAUUCGGAUAAUGGCACCAACUUUCUAGGUGCGAAGAACGAUCUCAUCGAAGAGUGCAAAGCUAUCAACGACGAACUCGCAACGACGUUUACGAAUGCCGCCACGAAAUGGUACUUCAACCCUCCUUCCGCGCCUCAUAUGGGUGGUGCGUGGGAGCGCCUUGUAAGAUCUGUUAAAACCGCCUUUUAUGCCAUGACGACAUCUAGAACACCGAAUGAAGAAACAUUCUCUACCGUCAUUGUCGAAGCUGAAUCAGUGGUCAAUUCGAGGCCAUUGACUUUCAUUUUUUUGGAAAACGACACACAGGAAGCUUUGACCCCCAACCACUUCCUGCUCAUGAGUUCCUCGGGCAUUGGUCAGCCGCAUAUGAAGUUUCUCCAACCUGGAAUGGCCCUUAGGGACGACUGGAAUCAUAAUAGGCAUCUGGUUGAUAUUUUCUGGCAUCGCUGGGUGAAAGAGUAUUUGCCUACCAUCGCGAGAAGAACCAAAUGGUUCGAAGAAACGAAACCGCUGGAACCAGGAACCUUGGUGGUUAUCAUCGACGAGUCGAUACGGAAUGGCUGGGUUCGAGGACGCGUAGUAGGUGUUACAAAAGGUGCCGAUGGGAGAGUACGACGAGCUACAGUUCAAACUUCAAAGGGACUUGUUACUAGGCCGGUAGCAAAGUUAGCGGUGUUAGAUAUCGGUAAGACCUCAGGGGACCAUCUGUCUUACGAGCGGGGGGAUGUUGUCGCAACUUUGGCCGCUCCCUUGUUGAAGCAGGAGAAUCCAACUAACGUCAGUGGUGAUGACAGCUAUCGGGCCGGAGACGACGACAUCGUGACUUGCGAUUAG